Molecule: messenger RNA, 594 nt
Organism: Impatiens glandulifera
Lineage: Eukaryota; Viridiplantae; Streptophyta; Magnoliopsida; Ericales; Balsaminaceae
Product: probable trehalose-phosphate phosphatase D
Exons: 3
Coding region: 1-594 (197 amino acids)
Biological process (GO): trehalose biosynthetic process
Molecular function (GO): trehalose-phosphatase activity
Source: RefSeq, a predicted model, not a curated record
AUGAGAAGGUUUAAUCAACUAGCCGGUAAUCAAUUCGUUGCUAAGCAACACGAACAAAAUCCAAUUGAUUCCGACUAUAAUUUGUGGCUGAGUAAACACCCUUCAGCUCAAAUGGAGGAGGGGAUGAAAGAUAUACCCGGUUCAUUAAUAGAAGACAAUAGAUAUUGUCUCUCUAUCCACUACCGACACGUGAAUGAAAAGGAUCUUAGCACUCUACAGAACAGAGUGCAAUCUAUAUUAAAAAAUUGGCCAAUGUUUCACACAACUGGGGGAAUAAAAGUGACUGAGAUAAGGCCCUCCAUAAAGUGGGAUAAGGGCGAUGCCCUUAAAUACUUGUUGGAGACGUUUAAGGACAUCUCCAACUCCAGCAAAGAUUUAAUCCCUAUAUAUAUUGGAGAUGACCGAACAGAUGAAGAUGCAUUCACGGUUUUAAGAAGUAUGAAUUGCAGAUUUCCCAUAGUAGUCAAUUCAAAGGCUAAGGAGACAGCCGCAUUGUACUCGCUUAGAGAUCCUCAAGAAGUCUUUCAUUUUCUUUCUAGACUAGCUACAUGUAAUAAUGGUGAUUUACCAAGUUCUUCGGCCACCACUAGUUAA